Molecule: messenger RNA, 1681 nt
Organism: Trifolium pratense (red clover)
Lineage: Eukaryota; Viridiplantae; Streptophyta; Magnoliopsida; Fabales; Fabaceae
Product: putative UDP-glucose flavonoid 3-O-glucosyltransferase 3
Exons: 1
Coding region: 169-1371 (400 amino acids)
Molecular function (GO): UDP-glycosyltransferase activity
Source: RefSeq, a predicted model, not a curated record
AAAAAUAAAAAAAGUGAUUCAACAUUAAGAUAUUUAUGAUUAUCUAUCUCGGAUACCGACAUACAAUUCAUCCUACUCAUAUUUCAACAUCUAUGUCCUAUAUAUAAAAUCAAAUAUCAAAGAACAAGUAACUCUCACAGAGCAAGGGUAUAUCUUGACCUGAGCUCCAUGAUGAAGAAAGCAGAAGUGGUGAUCAUCCCUUCUCCUGGUGUAGGCCAUCUAGUUUCCACCCUCGAAUUUGCUAAGCUUCUAAUCAACCGUAACAACCGUCUCAGAAUAACUAUUUUAGUCAUCAAAUUACCACACACAACAGAAACUGAAAUCUACACAAAAUCCCUUCCGAACUCCAAUUCUCUCAACAUCAUCAACCUUCCAGAAUGUUCUCUUCCUACAAACUCCAAUCUAGGUUCCGCCAUGAACGCUAUCCUAGAAGCGCAAAAACAAAACGUUAAACAGGUCGUCGCUGACCUCAUCACUGAACGAGAAGAUGGAGUACUCGCUGCAUUCAUUUUUGUCAUGUUCUGCACUAACAUUAUUGAUGUUGCAAGAGAAUUAUCCGUCCCUGCGUUUGUGUUCUUCACUUCCGGUGUUGCUUUUCUUGGUUUGAAUCUUCAUAUUCACACUUUGUUUGAAAGAGAUAACAUUGAUUCAACUCAGUUGAUUCAACUAACUGAGUUGGCUAUUCCAAGUUUCGCUAAUUCGGUUCCUACAAAAUCCUUGCCUAGUUCCGUGCUACACAAGGAAUAUGAAUCGUUUUUCAUGAAUUAUGCGAAAGGUAUCAAGAAUGCUGAUGGCAUUAUAGUAAAUUCAUUUGAAGAGCUAGAAUCCUAUGCUAUUCAUUCAUUUUUCUCUCAUCCUGGACUAGCUGGUUUACCGGUAUAUCCAGUGGGACCUAUAUUAAAUCCGGAGCCAACAACUAAGGGCGUGGUUGAUUCUGAUGAUAUCAUCCAGUGGCUCAAUGAUCAACCACAUUCCUCGGUGGUUUUCAUUUGCUUCAGGAGUAGGGGUUAUAUGGAUGAGGAACAAGUUAAUGAGAUUGCACUUGCUAUUGAGAAUAGUGGGGCCCAUUUCGUGUGGUCUCUACGUAAACCUCCACCGAAGGGAACUAUGGUUGAGCCCUCUGAUUACACUCUUUCUGAUUUGGGUUCGGUUUUACCUGUAGGGUUCUUAGAUCGGAUGGCAAAGAUUGGAAGGGUAAUUGGAUGGGCUCCACAAGCCCAAAUACUAGCUCACCAAGCCACAGGCGGAUUUGUUUCGCAUUGUGGUUGGAAUUCUAUACUCGAGAGCAUAUAUUUUGGUGUGCCUGUUGCCACGUGGCCGCUCUUUGCUGACCAACAAACAAAUGCUUUUCAAUUGGUGGGUGAGUUGUAGAUCGCUGUGGAGAUUGCAUUGGAUUAUAGCGUGCAUCUUAAUGGUGAACGUUACUAUCUUUUAACUGCCGAUAAGAUUGAGAGAGGAAUAAGAAAUGUUUUGGAAAAGGAUGGAGAGGUAAGGAAAAAAGUGAAGGAGAUUAGUGAAAAAAGUAGAAAGACUUUGUUAGAGGGAGGAUCUUCCUACAUUUUUUUAGGUCGUUUGAUUGAUUAUAUUAUAAAUCAAUAAUCAAAUUAAAUUACCCUAGUACCAAUCCACCAAAUUGUUGCUCUUUCAUUUCUUUUAUGAAAGUUUUAGUAUAUUUUGCUGA